This is a messenger RNA of Chelmon rostratus (copperband butterflyfish), 3666 nucleotides long. RefSeq lists its product as uncharacterized. Lineage: Eukaryota; Metazoa; Chordata; Actinopteri; Chaetodontiformes; Chaetodontidae. The record is from RefSeq and is a predicted model, not a curated record. The coding region runs from base 73 to 2172 and encodes 699 amino acids. The transcript has 20 exons. Gene Ontology annotation, molecular function: calcium-dependent cysteine-type endopeptidase activity; calcium ion binding. Gene Ontology annotation, cellular component: cytoplasm. Gene Ontology annotation, biological process: proteolysis.
AGUCAGUCAAAGCCGUGGAGAGUUCAGUUGAGAGCGGACUGAAGGCGGAGUGCGGCUCGUUUCAGCUUUGACAUGAGAAAGUCGUUGAGUCUGUCCUCUGAGGGAUCCCUCCCUCCGCUGGACGAUGAUGUGGACUCGGUCUGCUCCGACGAGCUGCUCGGCUCUCAGUCCCGGCGCUGGCUGGCGGACCUCCUGAGCGGAGACAUGCCUCCGGAGAGCGCGGACGUCAACACGGUGGGCCGGGACGGACUGUUCGUGGACUAUCACUUCCCCCUCGGCGAGCUGGAGAUGCAGGCCAACGUCAAGUGGAAACGACCAAAGGAGCUCUGUGCUUCCCCUCAGUUCAUAGUCAAUGGAGCUACGCGCCUGGACGUCCGCCAGGGAAAACUCAAUGAUUGCUGGUUCCUCUCUGCUAUCGCAUCUCUCUCUGUGCAUCGCUCCCUGCUCGAGAAGGUCGUGCCUCUGGGGCAGAGCUUCCAGGACGGAUACAACGGCUGCUUCGCCUUCAGGUUCUGGCAGUACGGUGAGUGGGAGGAGGUGCGGAUAGAUGACCUGUUGCCGACUCAGGACAACAAUCUGAUCUACCUCAGCUCCCCUGACAGACAGGAGUUCUGGAGCUCCCUGCUGGAGAAGGCCUACGCCAAGCUGAAAGGUGGCUACAGAGCCCUGGACAUGGGCUUCCCUCAUGAGGCCAUGGUUGAUAUGACGGGCGGGGUGGCUGAGGUUUUGAGCGUCUCCUCGCUGCCCCGAGACCUGCCGGCCUUUCUCAGACACCUGCUGGCCAGAGGGGCGCUCAUCAACUGCGCCAACUGCCAGGGUCCUUUGGAGAAAAGGAAUGAGUUUGGGAUCAUGUUCAGACAUGCCUACUCUCUGACUGCGCUCGAGACGGUGAAGACGGCACAUGGCACUCAGGAUUUGGUGCGAAUCCUCAACCCCUGGGGCAACACAGAGUGGGAGGGGCCCUGGAGUGACAUGAAGGGUCCAGAGUGGGACACAGUGAGCGUGGAGGAGCAGAAAAGACUGGACAGGGUCAGACGGGAGGACGGGGAGUUCUGGAUGUCGGUGUCAGACUUCCGACAGAACUUUGAGUUGAUGGAGGUUUGUCACCUGACCGAGACUCUCGGCGAACCGGGCUCCAGCGUGCUGCCGUGGAGCUGCAUAAAGCAUCAUGGGAACUGGGUGCCGUCCAUCACAGCAGGAGGUCCUGCCCAAGGGGGUUCCUUCUGGCAGAACCCUCAGUUCUACUUCAUCCUGUCGGAGGUGGACAGCAACACAGCCGACUCUCGGAAGACCUGCUCCUUCGUUUUGGCUCUGAUGCAGAAACACCAGAGAAGAAGAGGCAUUAACCUGGCUAUAGCCCUGCAUAUAUACCCGGCCCAUCCCCAGGGCACGUACCUGUCGCCUGAGGACUUGCGUGUGCUCCGCCCUGUCCUCUACAGCCCCCAGUACUCCUCACGUCGGGAGGUCGUUCUUCGCGGGUCCCUCCCACCAGGUCGUUACAUCAUCAUCCCUUCAACCGCCGAGCGCAACCAGCAGGGAGCGUUCCUCCUGCGGGUGCUGACGGAGCAGGGCAAUGCCGCCACACCGGCUCACAAACCUGCACCAGAAGAUGUAACAGAGCAUUCAUUGUCUCACCAGGCUGCUCUUCCCUCUCCUAAAUCCAUCGUGCAGCUGUUUAAGAAGCACUGCAACAAGAAGGGGUUUUGCAAACCGGUUCACCUGCACAGCCUGCUGACUGAGGCCAUACAGGGAGGAGUUUUGGCCGGCAGUGAGAAGUACUUGGCUCUGGAGCACUGCAAGAGCAUGGUGGUCCUCAUGGAUGGUCAAGGCAUCGCUCAGCUGAACUGGCCAGAGUUUCAGAGUCUGUGGGACAAGAUCAGGAGGUGGACGGAUAUCUUCCUGGUGUUUGACAAGAACAAAACUCAGCACCUGGAGUAUCAGGAGGUCACCCCCGCUCUGAAGGCAGCAGGCAUCAUGGUGGAUGAUUUGAUAAUGCAGCUGGUUGGACUGAGAUACACGGAGCCGGACAUGACCAUCAGUUACCCGGGCUUCCUGUACCUGCUGAUGAAACUGGAGAGCAUGAUCCACAAAUUUCAAGCGUACGACAUGGCGGGAAUGGGAGCUGUGACUGUCAGCUUCAGACAGUGGCUCCACAUGACCAUGUACAACUGAACUGACCUGGUCCACUGAGACGGAUUCAUCAGGAUUUGCUGUGGCACAAAGGCUAAAAAGCGGGCUAAUCAUGGCUCGUAAACAUCCACAAAAAAGUUUGGUUUCAUCCUCGACCAGAGAAUCUGCAGAUUAACUCCAUACCUGAUAUGUUAUGAUCCACUAAAGUGAGGCACAAUAACUGAUGAAUUAAUCCCUGUUUCUGGUAUCUUCAACGCCAUCCUGACUGUAAACCUGCAGGAGAUCUGCGCUCUUCUCGUUCAGUCUGUUCCCGCUCUUCUGGUUUUCAUACAUUAUUUUAAUGUGCGCAUGAAAAAUGUUCAUGUUUCAGAGGUAUGAAAGUAGACGCACAGAAGAGCUCAAUGAUUCACUGCAAAAAAGGGUAGCCCAAAUAUAAGAUAUAAACACUAAAUUUGAGAAGAAAAUUACUUAAAACUAGUGUCUGUCCCUGCAGCAAGUAAAUUUUACUUGAUAAGAAGUCUUGAAAUAAGACUUUUAAAUCCAGAAAUAAGUUAUCAUGGCUAAAAAUAAGCUUUUAAAUCAUGGCAAGUGUCAAAUAAUUAGCAGUGUAGAAACACGUAGCAAACAAAAAACAGGCUUUGUCCUCAGACUUCUUGUGCCAUUUAAUUUUCCUCUCGCUUGUUUCCGUCAUGUAGUCAAACAGUAACCAUGGAAACAUGUUUAAGAACUUUCUUCAGUCAUGGAAUCCUCCAGGGUCAAAGGUCAGAGUAAGACGGGCUGCCAUGAGGAAAAGUGAAGUUUAUGAUUGACUGCGCUGGUGACACUUGAGUAAAGGUCACCUCGCUGUUUUGAUGAACGGGACUUUAAGACGUGGCCUCACACAUAUCGUUUUUUCAGUCUGAAUUAGGGAUGUUAUUCAUUUCUGACAUCCUAUGAAGGAUCACAAGGCUUAAUGUUCGACUGUGCCCCUUCCAGCGGUGGAAAAUAAAUUACUUUAACUACGUCCAACAAUAAAAUCGACUGAUGGUUCUGUGAUUAUAUUCAAUAAUGUUCAAAAUGCCUACAGAAAACAAAUCAAGCAAAGAAAGUGAAAUACUAUAAAACUGUGACUGUUCUAAAGACAUUACAUAUAACAAAGUGUACUGUAUUUCAUUGUGUUUCAUUUGUUGUUAUUUAGGCAUUUUAAACUGAACAUACAUACACAUACAUACAUAUAUUUAGUCGGCUACAGUAAUCAUUUCAUCAUCUUAAAGUUAACACUCAGUGAUUCAUUCGUCCCAAAGGAUAGAUGCUUUGUUCAUGAUUGUAAAAAAUGUGGAAAAAGUGGUUUUGAACUCUCUUGAACUAAUUAUUGGGUUUGUUGGGUUUCAGCAUGUUUUUUUAAAUAAAGAAUGUAGAAUAUAGAAAGUCUGUAAAGUCUCCAGUUUGUUCUACCAGCACCAAUAUUUUCAUUUGGCCUUGAUCUAUUAAAAAACUCUGAAUGUUUUUCAUCUUUUUCUAUCAUGAUUAUAAUUUAUUAAUGUGUCUGUAGAAUGC